GCCGUCCCAAGCACACACACCGCUCUCUUUCCCUUCCUCGAGCCAUCCAUCGCCUCCCUUCUCCUUAUUCUAACCGCUUCGCCUCCUCUCCCCUCUCUUCUUACCCGUCUUCUCCUAUUUCCUUUAGGGUUUCUUCUCCGCCCUUCUCACUCCACUUUCAACGCCGCAAUCCAAAUCCUUUGCUUUGUCUCGCUUCCUCUCCUCCGUUUCCGGUGCUGUUCGGUUGCUGGCGGGCUGAAGAUUGCAUCUUGAGCGGGGGAUCAAUGGCGAUUUUGAAAGAUGACUCUAGGGUUUCGAGGAGGGACAGAAAAUCCUCACCCGUGAGCAGAGGGAGCGGUUCGAUCCAGGAUACAGAGGAGGAGGCCUGUACGAGGAGUGCGAAGGUGGUGUCUUAUGCUUCGGAAAUUUCAGACGUGGACUCCGGCAUGGAAUCCGACGAGUUUGAUCCGGCUGAGCUUGGUGAGCCGGGAACUCAGUUGUGUCAGGUGGGGAACCAGAGUUUUAGCGUUCCCCUCGAGCUCUACGACCUCUCUGCCUUGGGGACAGUGCUGUCCUUGGAGACGUGGAAUGAAUGCCUCUCGGAGGACGAGCGUUUUUUGUUGGCUGAGUACCUCCCGGAUAUGGAUCAGGAGACGUUUGGGCGCACUCUCAAAGAGCUGUUUUCAAGGGAAAAUUUUCACUUUGGGAGUCCGCUUGAUACUCUAUUCAUUCAGUUGAAAGGAGGGCUCUGUGAUCCGAGGAUUGUUCUUUACCGUCGAGGUUCUAGUUUUUUACAGCGGCAUGAAUACUACCAUCACCUGUGUAAAUAUCAUAAUUCUAUGGUAAGAACUCUUGUCCGCACAAGGGAUGCAUGGAGGAAGUGCAGUGGAUAUGCUAUUGAAGAAAGACUUCGGCUACUUAAUAUCCCGAGGAGUCAGAGGCCUUUGAGCUAUGUUGGAAAUGAUGAUGUUAGUUGUGAGAUGGCUUCAGAGAGUGGGGAUUCUGAUAAUUGGCAUUUGAAUAAGCGGUUUAAGAAAGACCAGCAGUUUGUGAAGCCUGCAUUUGAUAUCAUGCCCCAUAAGAUUGACAUGACUUACCAGUCAGUAAGGGACACAAAAGAGUACUCAAAGGGUGUUUUAAAAGUUGCCCCUUCUAAGGUUUUAGCACAGGAAUGCGUUGGAUCAUCACAUGGAUAUCCUUCAGCAUUGAAGCAUGGAUCAAAACAGAAUAAAUUUGCUGGGUAUGAUGUGAAAGCAUCCAAAAGAACUAGAGAUCAUAUUAGCAAUGACCAUGAUGAUAGGGAAGAAGAAUUUGUGGCUUCACAAGGGGACUGGGCUGCAAGAAAUAGCCAUGCAGUAGCCAGAACUAAUAUGCUGAUAUCAGGAAAGAAACAAGGACAACAAAAAAGAUACGAUACAGACAGUCACAAUGAUGAAGAUCCUGAAAUCGAUAACAAUUUUAGCCAUGGUUGUGGGGGAAAAUGGAACUCAGGCCAAGAAAUAACUUCUUAUAUUCAUGAUUCUUCUGAACACACCAAAGCUAAAUAUUUUGACAGAGUCUGGGUGUAUCCUUCAACCCGCAGUGACCGAAAACACAAGCUAAUCGAUUCCAUGCAGCUAAAUGAGAUACAUGAGGAAGCCAUUUCCUUGAGUCAUUCAGCUAAAUCAGAUAGGAUUGGCAAAGAAUACAGGGCUGGUAAAUCUGGAGCUGGUCAUGAAUUAAAAAAUAAAUCUUAUAAACAUUCUUUAGUACAGAUGGUUAAUUCACCUAUUCAGAAGGAUUCUAGAUCCAGGAUAUCACAAGGGAGGAUGAAAAAAAAUGAGACUCAAUAUGAGAAUAAGGGUGUGACAUAUUUGAGAGACAGCAGUAUGAUAUCUGGAAGUGAGGAGACAGAAUCUGAUUCAUCUGAGCAGGUUGAGGAUGAUAGGUUCCCGAUUGCUACUAGGAAGUCAAACAAGCUCAUGAAAGGUGAUAACAAAGUCUAUGCUGGCUUCCCUGAUGUGAAUAAAAGGGGACAUACACCAGAAUCAAAUGCUGUGAAAGGGAAGAAUGGAGAACCUACAAAAAAGGCACAGCACCCAAGUGCAAAGCUGAGAAAUGCAGAAAAGAGGCAUAAAGCAAUGGCUGAUAUGCAUCAUUCUCCAGAGCAAUCCUUGUAUGCUGAUGAUUAUGGUGGUGGGGUGAUGGAUGAACAUAAGGAGAGUUUACAUGGUAUGCCCAAGUCACGAGGGAGCAAGAAAUUAAUCAACAAGUUAGUGAACAUGAUGGAGGUUUCUGAUGGUCCAAGGAUUGAUGCUGCUCAAGAGAGAUCGGAUAUGCCCCUUAUAGGUUGUAACUCUUUGUCUAAGAAAUCUAAACUGACAGUUAAUGCUCACCUCUUGAGUGAGCAAGAUGAAUCUGUCCACCUACAGGACAGUCCAAACCUACAGGUUGAUGACCGUGUUGGUACCAGGAAGGGUAAAAGGAAAAUAGAUGUUGAAACUGAGAUGCUGAAUGACAUUAAUCCGGAUUUGGUAAUAUCAGGGAAGGUUUCAGGAGAUGGCGAAGCUAAAGUUAAGUCACAGAAGAAACCAUUUACCAUUAUCACCCCAACUAUUCACACAGGGUUUUCAUUCUCUAUUGUACAUCUUCUUUCAGCUAUAAGGAAGGCAAUGAUUACUCCUCUUAUUGAAGAUACUGCACGGAUAGCCUCCCAUCUUCAUGACAACAGUGGACCUAAAAUUUUUACAGAUGGUCAGCACAAAGUACAUCAAAUAGCAACUGACAUACAUAUUUUGCAAUCAUUUGAGAAUAUGGGCAAACAUUCCACAGGAUCUGGAGAGGAUACUGGGUUUCUUUCUCUCACAGUUCAAGAGAUUGUUGAUCGAGUUAGAUUAAACCCAGGAGAUCCAUACAUUCUUGAAACACAGGAACCACUUACUGAUUUAGUCCGAGGAGUUCUGAAGAUUUUUUCAUCUAAGACGGCACCUUUGGGGGCAAAGGGUUGGAAACCCUUCGUAUCAUAUGAGAAAUCAAACAAAAGUUGGUCAUGGGUAGGUCCUAUUGCUUCUUCCUCACACAAUGAUAAUGGAGAAGAAGAAACUUUAGCAGAUGCAUGGGGAAUUCCUCACAAGAUGCUGGUAAAGCUGGUUGAUUCUUUUGCUAAUUGGCUUAAAAGUAGUCAAAUUACACUUCAGCAGAUUGGAAGUCUCCCACCUCCUCCUGCUUCAUUACUUUUGAACGUGGAUGAGAAAGCAAGGUUCAAAGAUCUAAGAGCCCAAAAGAGUCUGAACACUAUUAACCCCAGCUCUGAUGAAGUAAGAGCAUAUUUUCACAGAGAGGAAUUGUUAAGGUAUUCUAUUCCAGAUAGAGCCUUUUCCUAUACAGCUGCUGAUGGGAAAAAAUCUAUUGUUGCUCCACUAAAAAGGGGCGGUGGAAAACCAACCUCAAAAGCUCGGGAUCAUUUCAUGCUUAAGCCUGAUCGACCACCACAUGUGACAAUUCUUUGUCUUGUUCGAGAUGCAGCAGCCAGACUUCCUGGUAGAAUUGGAACUAGAGCAGACGUUUGUACCCUAUUAAGGGACUCUCAAUACGUUGUUGAAAACAUCUCUGAUGCACAAGUGAACCAAGUUGUGAGUGGGGCUCUAGAUAGGUUGCAUUAUGAACGUGAUCCUUGUGUGCAAUUUGAUAGCGAAAGAAAAUUGUGGGUUUAUUUACACAGGGAUAGAGAAGAAGAGGAUUUUGAGGAUGAUGGCACUUCAUCUACUAAAAAAUGGAAAAGACAAAGAAAAGAUUCACUUGAUCAAUCAGACAUGGGGCCUGUUAAUGAUGUGGAUAGUGCAGCCUUGGUUGGCGGCUCUGGGUUGGAUGAUGAACAUAAUUUUAAUGUUCUCACAUCACCAAUCAGAGCUGGGGGAAUAGCUGAAGUUUCUUCUGAAGAUGUUGGUCUAAAUAUAGAUAAUACUAAUGCUUGUAUUGAUUCCACCACUAUAAAAAAGGACCAUGAUAAUUGGGGUGGUCUAGGGUUGAAUCCAUUGAGGGAAAGAUUGGUAUGUCAGGAGAACUCUACAGAUGAUUUUGAUGAUGGAACAUUUGGUCAAGAACGGCCAAUUAGUCUUCAAUAUGACCUUACUAUGAAGAAUAGAUUAUACUAAACUUUAUCAGCAUGUUUAUGUUAGAUAACAUUUGUAACAAAAUUAUAGAUUCUUCAAGGGUCAAAUUGUCUCC
Molecule: messenger RNA, 4185 nt
Organism: Zingiber officinale
Lineage: Eukaryota; Viridiplantae; Streptophyta; Magnoliopsida; Zingiberales; Zingiberaceae
Exons: 2
Coding region: 264-4112 (1282 amino acids)
Cellular component (GO): Ino80 complex
Source: RefSeq, a predicted model, not a curated record